Conger conger (European conger) is the source of this 2200-nucleotide messenger RNA. RefSeq names its product 1-acylglycerol-3-phosphate O-acyltransferase 4 (lysophosphatidic acid acyltransferase, delta) (gene agpat4). The coding region runs from base 269 to 1402 and encodes 377 amino acids. NCBI's taxonomy places the organism in Eukaryota, Metazoa, Chordata, Actinopteri, Anguilliformes, Congridae. Gene Ontology annotation, molecular function: 1-acylglycerol-3-phosphate O-acyltransferase activity. The transcript is spliced from 9 exons. Gene Ontology annotation, cellular component: endomembrane system; mitochondrial outer membrane. The record is from RefSeq and is a predicted model, not a curated record.
AGUUGCCGUAGGAGUUGUAGACGCGCUUUUUGUUUGUUUUACUUUUUUUUCUUUUUUUUUUUCUUUUAUGAUAUUGCGAAUACUGAAUAGGCUAGCCUCUAUUGCUAGCCGGGAUUCGCUCUCCCCACCUCGCCAAGCUGUCCCGUUUCCGUGACAUUCUGCACAGUCCAUGUGAUUAGCCGUGCCAGGCACGAGGCUGUCCUAGCGGGAGGGUGGUGUGUGUGUGUGUGUGUGUGUGUGUGUGUGUGUGUGUGCGCGCACUGAAAACAUGGGCGUGUGGCAGCUGAUCAAGUCCCAGUUCAUCUGUCUCCUGCUCAUCUGCUACGUGUUCCUGGUGAGCGGACUCAUCAUCAACCUGCUGCAGCUCUGCACCCUGCCCCUCUGGCCAAUCAGCAAGCAGCUCUACCGCCGGAUCAACUGCCGGCUGGGAUACUCCAUCGCCAGCCAGAUGGUGGCGUUGCUGGAGUGGUGGUCUGGCACAGAAUGCAACCUCUACGCCCAUCCCGAGAGCUACAAGUACUUCGGCAAGGAGAGCGCCAUCGUCGUGCUCAAUCACAACAUCGAGAUCGACUUCCUGUGCGGAUGGACUUUCUGUGAAAGAUUUGGUGUUCUGGGGAGUUCCAAAGUGCUGGCCAAGAAGGAGCUGGCGUACGUGCCCCUGAUUGGCUGGAUGUGGUACCACCUGGAGAUCGUGUUCUGCAAGAGGAAGUGGGAAGAGGACCGCCGGACCGUAGCACAGAGCCUGCAGAAUUUACGAGAUUACCCAGAGAACUUCUGGUUCCUGCUGCACUGCGAGGGAACGCGCUUCACAGAGAAGAAGCACCAGAUCAGCAUGCAGGUGGCGGAGAGCAAGGGCCUGCCCAAGCUGAAGCACCAUCUGCUGCCCCGAACCAAGGGCUUCAACAUCACCGUCCAGAACCUGAGAGGACCAGUUACGGCUGUGUACGAUUCUACACUUAAUUUCAGAAACAACGAAACGCCAACUCUGCUGGGACUUCUCAGCGGGAAAAAGUAUCAUGGCGAUAUGUAUGUGAGGAGAAUUCCUAUGGAAUCUAUUCCGGAGGAUGAGGGGGAAUGCGGAGCCUGGCUCCACAAACUCUACCAGGAAAAAGACCAGUUCCAGGAGGAGUACAGCCAGACGGGCCGGUUCCCGGGCGCGGUGCUGACUCCGGCGCGGCGGCCCUGGACCCUGCUGAACUGGCUGUUCUGGGCCUCCGUGCUGCUGUACCCUCUGGCGGGGCUCCUGGUCCGGCUGGUCAGCUCCGGAUCCUCCGCCACCAUCCUCACCACCGCGGCGCUGUGUGUGGCAGUCUCCGUGGGCAUGCGCUGGAUGAUCGGGCAGACGGAGAUCAAGAAGGGCUCCAGCUACGGGAACAAAGACGCCCCCGUCAACAACAACUGACGUCUCCCAGAGACGACGGGCGAACGAGGAGGAGCAGUUCAAACAGCACUCACAGGUCCCGCACACAGAACUACACGGCCACUCGGACGUGUAACAGGGAAAGAGAGAUCAAAGGACUGUUAAACACAUCUUGGGUGGAGCGUUUCGAUCAGAUCGAAACGUCUCCCCCAACUACAGAACGCGUCGCACACCAGAAGCCUUAAACGCCAGUGUGAACGGGGGAGGGGUUUCGCCACAGAAAGUACAAACACCAGUCUUUUUUUUUUUUUUGUAUGCGGUGGAAAGAAUUAUGACGCACUCUCAGGUUGGAAGGGUGUGAGAUGUUCGCAUGUGCAAUAGCUUAACAUCGAUGAGCACCACAGUCUGACAAACUACAUCCAAAGCAGUGACUUACAUGAAACCUUGGUAACUAUAGACAAACUGUAAUUUUAAGAAAACUAAAUCUCUGAUAUGAGCACAAAAAAAAAAAAAAAAAAAAUCACAAAUAUACACAAUGGCUUCAUUUCUAAUUAGAACUUGUUAAAACUGUAAACGUUUUUUUUUUUCUCAAGCUGCUCAAAACUGCAAUGUUCCCUUUAUGGGAAAGAACCUGUUCUUGUUGCAUAAGAUUUGAAAAAUGUUUUUAACGCCAGGCAGUAAGCCAGGGCGUAUGAAUUCAGGGAAUCUGAAAGAGAUCAAUCCCACAGAGCGGAAACUGCAGAAUCCUUGAAUAUCGAGGCUCGAAAUGUUGUGGAAUAUGUCCAUGCGUCCUACACUGUAUACGUAUGUCACCUUAUCAAGUAAACUUCAUCAAGUAAA